AUGGCAGACCAAGGCCCUGGGACAGCAGCGGACCCAGACAUCACUAUGACAGACGCGCCUUCACGCAUUGUCGUCAAAGCCUCCGAACUCUCCGAGACCCUCUUCGACGCGUGGGUGGACCAAUACGAUCCCGAGUCGCUGCGUGCGUUUGAGAAGAUCUACUGGACUGGCGUGGCAGCGCCGGAUGGAUUGGACUACGACAUCAUAAUCGAAGGUCUCUGGGCGGGGUUUUUCGCGCGGCUCCGUGUAAUGUACCCUCCCACGCCGCCAGAGCAGUAG
Coniosporium apollinis CBS 100218 is the source of this 279-nucleotide messenger RNA. RefSeq lists its product as uncharacterized. Bases 1 to 279 code for a protein of 92 amino acids. Lineage: Eukaryota; Fungi; Ascomycota; Dothideomycetes. The transcript has 2 exons. The record is from RefSeq and is a predicted model, not a curated record.